ACCAUCGAAGCCCACUCCUGUCUCUCGAUGUUGCCAUCGACAGCUAGUUGCUAGCCGGCUAACCAGUUCCUGUGUUUGAGUGUGUGUCCUUCAGUCUGUAAUGGCGGCAGCUGGGAACCCAGGUCCGGGGGCCACACAGUGCAUGACCAAGGUGGCGCUGAGCAUCUCCUGUCAGAAUCUGCUCGACAUGGACACAUUCUCCAAGUCCGACCCGCUGUGCGUGCUUUUUAUGAACACCUCUGGGCCCCACUGGUGUGAGAUCGGCCGGACAGAGAAAAUAAACAACUGCCUUAAUCCAAGCUUCUCGAAGACCUUUGUCAUCGACUACUACUUUGAGAUGGUGCAGAAGCUGAAGUUCGAAGUGUACGACAUUGACACCGAGAACUGCAGUCUGCAAGAGGCUGACUUCCUGGGGGAAAUGGAGUGUACCGUGGGACAGGUUGUGUCCUCAAAGAAAAUUACACGACCACUUAUCAUGAAGAACAAGUCGCCUGCAGGAAAAGGAACCAUCACUAUAAGCGGAGAGGAAAGAACAGACAACCGGGUGGUCGAAUUGGAUAUGGGAGCUAGAAAACUGGAUAAAAAGGAUUUCUUUGGGAAGUCCGACCCUUUCCUGGAAUUCUUCAAGCAGACAGAAACGGGAUGGCUGCUGGCUCACAGGACAGAGGUGGUGAGGAAAAACCUAAACCCAACCUGGAAACGAUUCCGUGUCCCGCUGCAAUCCCUCUGCGGAGGAGAUGUGGAGAAACCUAUAAAGGUUGACUGUCUGGACUACAACAACAGCGGAUCUCAUGACUUCAUUGGCUCCUUCCAGGCCACACUCUGCCAAAUACAGCAGGCUUCACAGACGUUUGCGGCUGAGUUUGAAUGCACCAACAGUAAGAAGAAACAGAAGAAGAAAGGAUACAAAAACUCUGGUAUAAUCGUCAUAAAACGGUGCAAGGUUGUGAAGGAGUACACGUUUCUGGAUUACGUAAUGGGUGGCUGCCAGAUUAACUUCACUAUUGCUGUUGACUUCACUGGUUCCAAUGGAGACCCCAAAUUCCCUUUAUCCCUCCACUACAUCAACCCUCAGGGCUAUAAUGAAUACCUGGCCGCCAUCUGGGCAGUGGGCAAUGUCAUCCAGGACUAUGACAGUGACAAGAUGUUCCCUGCUUUUGGUUUCGGAGCCCAGAUCCCUCCGACAUGGCAGGUCAGCCAUGAGUUUCCCAUCAACUUCAAUCCAUCGAAUCCAUUUUGUGCAGGGAUAGAAGGUGUGGUGCAGGCCUACCGCCAGUGUCUGCCUCAGGUGAAGCUUUAUGGCCCCACAAACUUUUCUCCAAUCAUCAACCAUGUGGCCAACUUCGGCAGACAAGCCCUGCAGCAGCAAACUGCCUCUCAAUACUUUGUAUUGCUCAUCAUCACUGACGGAGUGAUCACAGACAUGGAUGAGACCCGCAACGCCAUCGUCAACGCCUCUCGUCUGCCAAUAUCUAUCAUCAUAGUCGGAGUAGGGGGGGCGGACUUCACUAACAUGGAGUUCCUGGAUGGAGACGAUGGAAAUUUACGCUCGGCUACAGGCGAGGCUGCCAUGAGGGACAUUGUGCAGUUUGUGCCAUUCAGGCAGUUCCAAAACGGUCCUCAAGAAUUGCUCGCUCAGAGUGUCUUGGCAGAAGUCCCAGGUCAGGUGACGGACUUCUUCAGAGCCACGGGUUUGAGGCCACCCCAGGGCGACACACCUCUCCCUGACCUCUCAACAUCUGCACCCCCCAGUGACGCAUCCUGAGUGUCAGCUUUUCUCCUCAAUAUAACACUUACAAAGGCCACUUAAACUCUGGAAUGUGUGUUUACAGGUCGUUUUCUUUCAAGUGUAAUAAUUAUCAUAACGUCGUUAACGUACAAACAUGUAAAAAUAUGUACUUAUAAUAUAGAUCCCUAGUUGAUGAAGCCAUAUUACACAGAUAUUGUCAAAUAUUUCUAUUUUGUCAAUAUUUCCUAACAUUUGCUGACUUCCCUGUAACUUUAAUACGACACUUAUAUAUGACUAUGUGACUCAAGUGCCAGAAUUGUUCAGGGUUUAUGAUUUCUUAUUAUAUCACUUUGCUUAUGAAUCAGUUGAAAUAUGUGCAACUUGGCUUAAGGUCUUUGGUUUCAGUAGAAAUACUGAGGCAGCCUUAAACAGCCAUCUGCUCAGUCCGAGUUCUCCAUGUGUUUCUGCUUGUGUGUGUCCAUAUUAAAGUGAACACACAAAGGCCCAAUCUCAUUUCGUUCCCCUUGGUCCUUGCCCUCUUCGUUUUAUGUACGGAGAUUUUUCACACCCUCACCUCGAACCUUAGCCUUAGCAUGCUAGCGAUCUUUUUUCCCUAAUGAUAAUCUUGAUUCUAACAUAACUUCAUAUCGCACCCCCUCCCUUAUUAGCCCUUGUGACUCUGUUUCAAGGGUCAAGAUAGACCUCGAAAUCAAGUGGUAGGGAUAGGGCCAAGGGGCGAAAUGGGAUUGGCGGAAAUGUAGGAGGUUCCAUUGACAUCACAGACCUUGGUCAAAGCAAUGUUUUGCCAAACCCCAGGAAAUCUUCCAAGAUGUUUACGGAUGAGAAUUUAACAAAUGAAUAGAUUUAAUGUCUGUUGUAAAUUUUUCACUACAGAAGUUGCUGCAUUGUUUCCUCGCUGCUGUUUUUGCACGUCUCUCUUUCUAUUUUUUCAAAUUCACUUCCACAUUUGGUUUGAAUUCAUAUUCUGUGCUUUUAUAUGAACGUUAAACCAAGAGAAUCCCAAGGAGCCACUCUUUACAGUAGUGGACAGCUUCAUGUGGUAAAACAUGUGUUUACAUAACAAAGUUCAAUCUGUCUUAAGAGGAGAAAGUAAAACCUCUAACUUAAAGGACUGUCAAGGACUGAAAAUGACAAAGUAUAUCUUUAUAUAUGACUAUGUUUAGUAUCACUAUGUUAAGUGUACGUUAAGUUUUUUGCACUGAUAAUCGUGCCAAUGCCUUAUGUAAUAUCCUUUUGUUUGUCUUUGGUUUUAUCAAUAUUUUAUGUAAAUGUUAUUUGUUAUUGAAGAAAAAAAUAGCUCAUUUUACUAACAAAAUGUACUAGUAUGUACGGAAGAGGAUUAGGGCA
This is a messenger RNA of Limanda limanda (common dab), 3097 nucleotides long. RefSeq names its product copine-3-like. The record is from RefSeq and is a predicted model, not a curated record. Bases 101 to 1765 code for a protein of 554 amino acids. Gene Ontology annotation, cellular component: plasma membrane. Lineage: Eukaryota; Metazoa; Chordata; Actinopteri; Pleuronectiformes; Pleuronectidae. Gene Ontology annotation, biological process: ERBB2 signaling pathway; cellular response to calcium ion. Gene Ontology annotation, molecular function: calcium-dependent phospholipid binding; receptor tyrosine kinase binding. The transcript is spliced from 16 exons.